Caenorhabditis auriculariae is the source of this 1126-nucleotide messenger RNA. Lineage: Eukaryota; Metazoa; Nematoda; Chromadorea; Rhabditida; Rhabditidae. The record is from the annotation of a GenBank genome assembly.
AUGUACGGCGCGAUGACGUCACGCCACAAAAGUGUAAACACGCAGAGUGCAUGCACGCAAUGCGCUUUGCCGCAUACAGUACUGCUCGCAAAUGGAAAACUCGCUCUUGUCGUAGCACCAGUUCGUCAUCGUCUGACAGCAAGGAGCACUCGUUCGAAAACAUGGAUGCACUGCCAGCGUUUAAACAUGAUAUGAUGUUGACGGACAUCAACGACGCUGGUUUCAAGCAUGUGAGAUAUUAUUAAUAAUAUUAUACAAUUUUUUUAUUGUAACUUUUCCUUAUCCUAUGCCUUCAGAUCUUAUCCUAUGCCUUCAGAUCGGCGACAAUACUGGAAUUGAAAACCUAAGUGUUAGAUUGUUCUCAUCUCCAGCAUUUCCGGUGGAUGGUCUGAUCUUCGGGCCAAAUAAUCGACUAAUGGUGUGCCUCAACUGUCGUCGUGCCAAAAAGCCUAAUGCGCCAAUCGUCAAAGUCUGGUUUUUGGUGGAUAGCGGAUCAAAUUGCACGUUUCUUGACAAAAAAAAACAGUUAGCAAACUUAUCGGCUCCGACGCGAUUCCUUCGAAUCUUCAUGUCGCCAUUGAGGUUUAGUUUUUCUACUUUCAAUUGUAUGAUUAUUCUUUUAAUGAUUCACGGCAUUCCUAAUGGGGGUGAGGGAAGGUGAGCGAGGCGUCAAAGUUUCUGAAUUUACAGAAAAAAUUUAGUGCGCGCUACGGAUAAAAUUACGUCACAAUUACACUGAUUAUUCAACGUUAAUAACUUGUUUGUUCGAUCGCCUUUGGCUGAAGUACUGUAGAUUUCAAAUUCGCGCGAAAAUUUUUUUGACGUCUUGCCACCCCGUUUGGGAACGCCGUGUGGUUCAAAUUACUCCUUUUAGGAUGAAAAUUCCGUGAUCGAAUGUGACCUCUCACACGGCCAUUUCAAGGAAGCGAACGUAUUGGGAAUGUUGGCUAUGCGUAAAAUGAACUUGACGAUCGACAGCAUGAAUUGGGCUGAAGAGACUUGGCGGCUUGUGAAACAAUAUAGCCUAUCCGCGCCAGCUUGUCACGUUCUUCUUUCCGCCAAAAAGACCGUAUACCAAAUUAGAUCAAAUUUCUGCUUUUAUAACGGCAAGAAACAAAGGUCUUGA